AUGAUAAUUUCGGAGCUUCCGUUGGAUUUGUUAGAGGAAAUACUAUCUAGGAUACAUGCCACAACACUGAAAUCAAUACGAUCGACUUGCAAACUAUGGAACUCUUUAUUGGAAGACGAAAGCUUCACCAAGAAACACUUUCGUAAAGCAGAAAAGCAGUCUCUGGUUCUUUUGUUAAAGGACUAUAGGUUUUGUUCAAUGAAUGUUGCUCCUCCAACUAUAGAGUUUAAGGCUCCACUUGUCCUAAACGAUUCCUAUUUUAAUCUAAAACAAGUCGACAUACUAGAAGUUUCUCAUUGCGACGGUUUGUUGUUAUGCACCACCAAAGACGAUAGACUCGUGGUCUGGAAUCCAUGUUUGGGGAAAACCUGGUGGAUCCAACACAAAACUGGCAUGAGAUACUGUAAGCUUGCUCUAGGUUACGUAAACAACAAAUCUUAUCAUAGCUACAAAAUCUUGAGGUUUUUGGAGGAUCGUUACGUAUUAAAGGGCGCCAAAGUUGAAAGGUCUGAAAUAUAUGAGUUUAGCUCUGGUUUAUGGAGGAUCCUUGACGAAGACGUCAACGAUCUCGACUGUCUCAUAAUAUCAAUUAGCGUAUCUUUGAAAGGAAAUUCUUACUGGCUGGCUAUGGAUUAUAAAGACAGCCAUAUAUUGUUACUCAGUUUUGAUUUUACAACAGAGAGAUUCAGACGUAUGUGUCUUUCGCCAUUUCAUUAUGAGGGUGGCAUGGCUCUAUCAGUUGUUAGAGAAGAAAAUCUCUCAGUGUUACGUGUGAGCCUUCUUACGUUCAAGAUUGAGAUAUGGAUGACCAAUAAGUUUGAUACUGAAGUUGCGUUGCAAUGGACCAAUUCCUUUACACUAGAUAUACCCGAUCUCUAUAAAGUUCCUCCACCUUUCUCCAGUUUUGUACUGGACGAGGAGAAAAAAGUGGCUUUGUGUU
Molecule: messenger RNA, 940 nt
Organism: Camelina sativa (false flax)
Lineage: Eukaryota; Viridiplantae; Streptophyta; Magnoliopsida; Brassicales; Brassicaceae
Source: RefSeq, a predicted model, not a curated record